CCUGACCACUGCCUGCGUCCGUACCGUGCAUGCAGCGGCCCUCUUAUCAUCUCAAUUCAAGUGCGCGCCCGCCCGCAUCCACUGGACGAGAGCAGCCGUCACGGAGCCUGGAACAACGUCCUCGAGCAGGGAUCUGCAGGGCCAUCAGGGGCUUAGCGCGACGGCGACGAUGCCCUCCCGAAAUUGCAUCGGCGGGUUGGAGCAACACCAGGUUUGCGGCGGCGACGACAGCGCCCCCGCCGACGAUACUUUCUCCCAGGGCGCUGCACUGUACAUUAUUUCGGAACACGACUAUGGCCGCACGCGCUCGCUGAUUCCGCUCCCGGUGCCGCGCAACGCCUGCGCUCCAGACAAGGCCCACCCGACGCUUCCUCACCGCAUUGGGGCCCCAGUCCGCCCGCUCCCACCUCGACAGCCGCGCUCCCUCAUGGCCGCGCUGGCGUAUGCCCACACGCCCGCCCAUGCCAUGGCCCCGUACGAGCUGGAGCCGCCCGACCUGACCAACUCCAAGUCGUCCAAGUCGUCCAGCUUCCACUCGGAGACGCUGUCCGACUACAUGGGCCCGAGCGACCUCUCGCACUUUGAAGAGAUCAACCUCGACGACAUUAGCGGCGGGCCGAAUGUCUUCCCCAUGCCGAGCACCGCCGACCACCGUGUCGUCUACGAGGCCCGCAGCUUUUCCUCGUCGUCGCUCCGCAGCACGCCGCAGCACUCCCAGCACUCGUUCCGCGACCUGACCGGCCGCAAGUCGUCGUACGCCGGCCCCAAGGGCCCCGCCAGCCAUGCCAUGCGCCCGCCGCCGCAGCUAGCACCCGCGAAAAUGCGGAGGGGCUUCACCUCGCCAUCGGCCCCGACGCUGCAGACGAUGAACCUGGCCGCCCCGCGCCGCUCGUCGCGGUCGCCGUCGCCCUCGAGCACCCACACGUCGGCCGCCCCGACCCUGUCGCGCAAGAGCUCGCGCGCCGCCCUCGACGUGCUGCCCUCGCCCGGGCUCGCCGCCCGCCGCCACUCGUGGCAGGACACCAAGCGCAAGACGGUGCAGGAGCGCGAGGCCGAGUGCGACGACGAGGACGACGAGCUGCCCGAGGACGCCGUCAUCUGGAACAUCCCCAUCUCGCCCCGCCCGGCCCAGGAGCGGUCGCCGGCCCCGUCCACCAACGGCAGCCCGCCGCAUCCCUCGCCCCUCGGCAGCACCGCCAGCGCCGGCCCCUCAUCGUCGAGGACGUCCCCGGCGCCCCACUCGCGCCUUCCACAGCCGCCAUCACCGCACACAUUAGGCAGGACCCCGUCGCCGCCCACACUAGAACGCCAGCGAACACACACCUGGCAGGACACAUACGGCUCCCUCGAUCCAGACGCGAGGGUGCUGACCGAGAAGCUGGAAGAGUUUCAGGUAGAGUUUGAGCGAAAACAGGAGGUCAAGCGGCAGCAGCCGGGGCUGGCCAGGUCGUCCUCGCUGAGCGAGCCUGAGACCAAGUCGAAAAAGCCCGCCCUGCCACCGAUCCGCAAGAGCGACCCCCUGAUCGACCCGUUCCAGCCGUCCGCUGAAAAGCAAAAGUACCUUUCGCGCACUCGUCCAUCGUGGUUGCCACCUAAAAACCCGAAGGAGGAGAAGAAGCACCUGAAAGAGUACCAGCGGAUGCUGGCGCGGAUCGAGGAAGCCGAACGCCUCGAAGCCCAGCGGGUCAAAGACGAGGCCCUGGCUCGCGAGAAAGCCUCCCGCAUCAAAGCCGAAUACUGGUCGAACCUGCUGCUUCCCAACUGGGCCACAGAGAUGACGCAGCCAGAGCUCCGUGCUACACAUAGGAAAAUGUGGUGGAACGGUAUUCCCCCGCGGUUGCGAGGGGAGGUCUGGUCAAAAGCAGUGGGAAACGACCUGGAAGUCACAGAGGGCACGUUCAAUAUAGCACUCGGAAAAGCAAAGCAAGAGAUCAAGCAACACGGACUCGAGGCACUGGACGGCCGCUACGCUCAAAUCCUCGAGAACACCCGCUCGGUCUUUCCCGAGCUUAGGAUGUUCGCUGCUCCCUCUUCACCGACCGCAAACGACGAGCAACCGAUGCAUCAGGACCUCGUCCAGGUAUGCCUGGCAUACGCAACCUACCGCCCCGACAUCUCGCAUAAGGAAAACGGCAUCCACCACAUCGCCGCACUACUGCUCCUCAACCUCCCAGCACCACAAACAUUCAUCACAUUAUCAAAUCUCCUCAACCGACCGCUCCCGCUCUCCUUCCUUGUCCACGACCCGAAUAAUAUCCACGCCGCAUACUCAUCCACCCUCCGCGCCCUCUCGAAAAAGUCGCCCACUCUCGCGACGCAAUUGGAAACCCUCCGCGUCGAGCCGAGGGACUACCUCUACCACAUGUUCAGCUCCCUGUUCUGCGGACGCCUCGGCGUCGAACACGCAGCCAGGAUCAUGGACGUGUACACCAUCGAGAGCGACAAAAUCCCGCCCCGCGUCGCCGUCGCCAUCCUGCUGGUGCUCGAGGGCAGCUGCAUGGAGGGCGACAAGGCCGUCGUGGAGCGUGCGCUCCGCGAGAAGAAAAUCGACAUGGACGUCGACAUCUUCAUGGCGCGCGUCUACGAGGCGGGCAAGAUGGGCCCCGCCUAGCCCCCCGCCCCGC
Boeremia exigua is the source of this 2624-nucleotide messenger RNA. Its product is annotated as rab-GTPase-TBC domain-containing protein. The transcript is spliced from 2 exons. Bases 170 to 2611 code for a protein of 813 amino acids. NCBI's taxonomy places the organism in Eukaryota, Fungi, Ascomycota, Dothideomycetes, Pleosporales, Didymellaceae. The record is from RefSeq and is a predicted model, not a curated record.